Penicillium roqueforti is the source of this 1359-nucleotide messenger RNA. Its product is annotated as putative ubiquitin conjugating enzyme E2. Lineage: Eukaryota; Fungi; Ascomycota; Eurotiomycetes; Eurotiales; Aspergillaceae. The record is from RefSeq and is a predicted model, not a curated record. The coding region runs from base 1 to 1359 and encodes 452 amino acids. Gene Ontology annotation, molecular function: ubiquitin conjugating enzyme activity. The transcript is spliced from 3 exons. Gene Ontology annotation, biological process: protein polyubiquitination; ubiquitin-dependent protein catabolic process. Gene Ontology annotation, cellular component: nucleus.
AUGCCGUCGAACUUGCGCCGGCUAGCUGCCGACCAUGCUGCCUUACACCGCGAUCUUCCGCCGUACUACUUGCAGCCGUCGGAUGGUGAUGACCUGUCACAACUGAACAUACUCCUCACGGGCCCCGCGGGCACACCCUUUUCACAAGGAUUAUGGGAGCUCCAUCUCAAGAUGCCUGAUGACUAUCCCAAGAGCCCCCCAAAGGCCACCUUCAAGACGAAAAUAUGGCACCCGAACAUGGAGGAGCUCACCGGAGCUGUCUGUGUAGAUACGCUCAAGCGGGAUUGGCAGCCUAAUCUAACUCUGCGCGAUGUAUUGGUCACAAUCUCAUGUCUGCUUAUCUACCCUAACCCUGACUCUGCCCUCAACGCUUCCGCAGGCGCUCUUAUGCAGGAGAACUAUGCCGCCUUUGCACACCAAGCCAAGCUCAUGACCUCAAUUCACGCCCCGAUCCCACUCAACCUCAAAGCUGCAGUGACAGAAGCAAAGCUCCGGGGCGAGGAGGCAGGCACCACACUUGAAGAGAAAGAAGAAGACGCAAUCAUUCAACGCCGGCGGAAACACGCCCGUACCCACACAGCUGCAACGAAGAAAACCACGCGCAACACCACUGCAUUUGAAAACCCGUCACAGUCCUCAUAUUCUCCACAAUCCUCCUCAAAUCCUUUUGCCCAACCCUCACCACCCAUAACAGACAACGCCACGAGCGACAGCGACAGCGACGACCCCGCUACCGCAAGCAAAGAAAACAACCCAACUCUUUCCCCUUCGCCUGUCUACUUUGCGCCCCCAAGUCCCCGUAAAACCGCUCUGGGAAAACGCCCCCUCUCCGUCCUCUCAAUUCCCUACCCGGAAGACUCCGAUGCAGACAUGAUGCUCAUAGACUCGGACAACGACAACGAUGCCCCCGCCAUGAGCUCCAACGAACGAAACAUCACUGCAAACACACGUUCCCGUACUUCAUCACCACUCCGGAAAACACCCAAGCUCUCCAUGCUCUGUGGGGGAGUCAACGCCUCCGGCCGUCUCCGCGAUGAGGUGCCAAUAUUCGAAGAUUUGCCCCAAUUGGCCAUGCCAGACUCUCUACGCAGGCUGAGCGGGGAUGGAAAAGAAAACCGUGGAUCUGCAACUGCGCGUGGGCUGAAAGAGAAGCGUGAAUAUCACCCCAUGAAGACGCCCAAUGGCUCUACUCCCCUUUCUCUAGCACAUGCCCAACUACCUACGCCGUCACUAUCAUCAUCGUCGUCAUCUCUCUCAGGGUCCUCCUCUUCUGGAAUCUCCAAGAAAAAAGCCACGAGCGGCACACACAGGCGCCUUGCCGUCAGAACAAAGCCGCGCAUUGGUAUCCGUCGGCUAUAA